UUCGGAUGACACUCUCAAGCGCUUCGAUUGCAUCAUCUCCUUUGCUAGCUCCAGUGUUGGCAAACCAUGGGCGGGCGGGCCAGAGAUGCGAGAAGUGUGCCAAGUCUUGCACACUGCAAAAGCCGAUUUUGACAAGAAGCCCAUGAUUAUGUUUGUUGGUGCCUUCAGUGCUGGCAAGUCGACGUUGAUCAACACUCUUCUUGGACAAAAACUUUGUGAUACGGGGAUCAAACCCACUACAAGUGACCUUCAUUUCUACAACUGGCAUGGCCAUCUCCUUGUGGACUCUACUGGUUUGGAUAAUUGGAACCAGCCUGAGCACAAGCAAAAGGCUUUGGAAGCAGCUAGGCGCUCAAACAGGGCAGUGGUGGUGAUCAGUGCACGUCAGCCAAUUGGAGAGCGCGAAAUCCCAAUUCUCAAACAGUUGGUUGAGUCACAGUCCAAGAUCACAAUGGCUAUCAACUAUUGGAACCAUGUGGAGACUGAGGAGGAGCGCAGUGAGUGCAUGACAUAUGUCCAAGAUUGCUUGGAGGAAAUCAUGCCUGGUCUUCCUGUGGAAGUGAUUCCCAUGGACGCAAGGAAUGGCAGUGAUCCCGGUGUCCAGAAGUUGAGUGAGUUCUUGCGUUCCACUGACGACAGCCACCAGAAGAAAGUCUCAGCCAAUGCUGCCAUGCGCAUUGCAGCGCAACGAAUACUUGACAUGUGCACAGCCUUCGAAACCAAGGAAACACAAGACCUGAACCUGAAAAUCCAAUGGCUUGAUCGUGACAUCCACUACCUUCAGAGGGCCGUGGAGAAUUCUAACGAAUUGCGACUCAGAGACAGUGAAGACCUUCGAACUGAGAUGCGGAAGUUGCAAGAUCUAAAGGAUCAGCUUCUAGAACUUGAGGGGACCACCAUUUGGGGCAACGCGAUCCAAUGUGCUGCUGCAGGUUUGCAGGUUAGUACCAUGGCAGCAGCUUCAGGGGCAGUCAUCGGUGCUGCUCAAGGCUUUUCUGACAAGAGAAAAAGUGGGAUACUCAGAGAGCAGAUCGAGGAGAAGACGAGGUACAUCCAGCAUCUUAGUCAUGUGACCUGGAAUGCACCAAUAACAACCGAGGGAAGGGAGCUUGAGAGCAAGGUCAAUGAAAGAAACAACGAGAUCGCUAUCUAUACAAAGAAGAUGGGAGAACUUGCAGCUGAUCGCGCCCAGAUCCAAGCAUUCCUAUGAAGGAAACAAAGGACAUAUGACAUGCAGAAUAGGAGCAAAGUUUGCCACCCUGGAUCUUGGGCUUUCAAGUAAUGUACAGACACCAGGGAUUGAUUUGAUGCGACGACUAGAUUAUCAAGCAGUUCACCAUGUGCUUGCGACACUGCAACUCGCCCUUCGUCGCUGGAAUGAGGAAAA
Molecule: messenger RNA, 1387 nt
Organism: Cladocopium goreaui
Lineage: Eukaryota; Dinophyceae; Suessiales; Symbiodiniaceae
Source: the annotation of a GenBank genome assembly